This is a messenger RNA of Anthostomella pinea, 843 nucleotides long. Lineage: Eukaryota; Fungi; Ascomycota; Sordariomycetes; Xylariales; Xylariaceae. The record is from the annotation of a GenBank genome assembly.
AUGGCACAGUUCACAAGAUUGAUCCGCUUUGAGUCGGAUAAUGGAAAGUCCUACAUCGCUGACCUUGGAAAGGAGAUCCUGGAGCCCCCAUCGGCAGGAUCCAGCAUCACCGCCUUCAAGUCCUUCGACGACCUGGUAUCUAAGGCCGGCCCAGAGACAGUGACGCUGCAGAAGCUCUUGGCUCCCCUUCCUCGUGAUGACCUGCCCAUCUACUGCGUGGGUCUGAACUACAAGACACACGCGCUGGAAGCUAGCCUCCAAGUGACCAAAACACCUCCGUUGUGGACGAAGCCAGCGGCGACUCUGGCCAAUCCUGGUCAAGACAUACUCAUGAAUGACCACUGCGCGACCAGCUUUCCUGACUAUGAGGGCGAGCUCGUCUUCGUCACCUCUCGUACCUGCAAAGACCUCACUGAGAGUGAGGCCGCAGACGCCAUCCUGGGCUACACAAUCGGCAACGACCUCUCCUGCCGCCUGUUCCAGCUACCAACCCAGGGAGGCGGCCAGUUCUUCUACGCCAAGGCCUUCGACAACUUUGCACCGAUUGGCCCGACGUUGGUCAGCAAGGACGAGUUCUCGAUGAGCAAGAAGUUGACGCUGAGGGUCAAUGGCGAGAUCAGGCAGGAGGCGGACUUCGAGAAGGACAUGGUGUUCAGCCCGGCGAAGGUACUCAGCUUCAUGAGCCAGGGUACCACGAUCCCUGCGUACACCGCAGUGAUGUCGGGGACACCGGCCGGUGUUGGGGCUUUUAUGAAGCCGAAGCAGUUCUUGAAGAACGGAGAUGUGGUGGAAGUAGUGCUUCCAGGUGUCGGGGAGUUGAGGAACAAGAUCGUCUUCCAGUAA